Molecule: messenger RNA, 1715 nt
Organism: Doryrhamphus excisus (bluestripe pipefish)
Lineage: Eukaryota; Metazoa; Chordata; Actinopteri; Syngnathiformes; Syngnathidae
Gene: pus3
Product: pseudouridylate synthase 3
Biological process (GO): tRNA pseudouridine synthesis; mRNA pseudouridine synthesis
Cellular component (GO): nucleus; cytoplasm
Molecular function (GO): RNA binding; pseudouridine synthase activity
Source: RefSeq, a predicted model, not a curated record
GUUGACGUAAAACUCGCCGCUACAUUUGUACAUCGGCUUUAGCAAGAAAACUUGCUCGCAAUCAAGAAAAAUGCUAGUUUUUCGACAUUUUCCAGGCUAAAACAAAAAGGUAAACACCAAUUUUGUUGUUUUAUUAACUGAAUGAAUGUUAUUAGACGAGUUGUAGUACGUAAAUGAGCUGAAAGAUAGACAAAUUAUAACUAUUGUAACCCAGUCAGCUCGUGAGGAAUUGUUUCGCCAUUUAAACAAAAUGUCUGAGACUUUAAUCCAGAGAAUAAAAGAUUUAGAGGAAGAACUGGAGCAGCUCAAGACCCAGCUUCUGCAUACAAAUGGAGCCCACACGGAGACCGGUCCAUUACCAAAUGAAACCACUAGUUCUUCUAAAAAAGGGAAGAAAACGUUGAAAGAGCGCCCUUUUGACUUCUCCUCACAUCCUCGCCGCCAUGUGGCUCUGCGUAUGGCCUAUCUGGGAUGGUCCUACCAUGGCUUUGCCGUCCAGGAGAACACGGACAACACAGUGGAGGCCAGGCUCUUCGAAGCUCUCCUGAAGACUCGCCUCAUCCAGGACCGCCAGAGCUCCAACUAUCACCGCUGUGGACGUACUGACAAAGGCGUCAGUGCUUUUUCCCAGGUGAUAACCAUCGACCUGCGCUCCUCACAGUUUGGCGGAGGAUUGGGUGUCAUUCCGGCCGAUGUUGUUGCCGCUAAGAAAAAAGAUGCUGAUUCUGCACCAUCAGAGCUUCCUUAUGUGAAGAUGCUCAACAGGGUUCUGCCUCAGGACAUCCGGAUUUUAGACUGGGCUCCUGCAGCGGAGGGGUUCAGCGCACGCUUCGAUUGCCAGGCCCGCACGUACCGCUACUACUUCCCACGUGGAUCCUUGGACAUCGAUUUGAUGACGGAUGCUGCCAAAAGGUACGAGGGCACUCAUGACUUCCGUAACCUGUGCAAGAUGGAUGUCGGGAACGGCGUCUUGCAGUUUGAGAGAACCAUCCUGUCGGCAACAAUCAAGCCCGUGCACCCUAUUCCCACCGCAGACCCGUACGACUUGUUCAUAUUUGAGCUGAAAGGGCUUGCCUUCCUGUACCACCAGGUUCGCUGCAUGAUGGCCGUGCUUCUUCUAAUAGGUCAGAAGCUGGAAGCUCCAGAAAUAAUCAAUGAGCUCCUUGAUGUUCAAACUAACCCCCGAAAGCCUCAAUACAGCAUGGCAGUUGACUACCCGCUGGUUCUGUACAACUGCCACUUUGAGGGUUUGAGCUGGAGACGGGAGGAAGAGGAGCUGAAUCACGCCCUGUCGUCACUGCAGCAACACUGGACCCAGAGCGCUGUCAAGGCCCACGUCCUCCAUGGCAUGAUUCAAGGCUUGGAGGAGGCCACAGGUGGGGUGUCGUCAAAUUCUUUUUGGCUGGUAGAAGGCAGCCGGCAGAGGAACUACCGGUCGUUGCUAGAACGUCCUCGCUGCGAGAGCCUGGAGUCCAGGAUCGACCAUUUUGUCAAGAGAGGGAGGCUCAAGCGUGAAGAAGGUGAGAAUGGAAGCGAAGCAAUGGUCCAUCAAAGAAAACGAUCCAAACAUUCUCACAAUUCCUGAAUAAAAAGAUUUUUUUGCUUUUUUUGUAUUUUUUAAUGCAGGAAUGUUGUGGACUUUUAUUACACAAGCAGUGUUUUUUUCAUUAAAAGUUAUUUUAUGAAAUAAACACACUUGAGAACAUUCAACAUCG